AGGAAAAAAAAAUGGCUCCUUCGUCUUCAUCGUCUCCUUCCAAAUCUCCUGUUCCAUCUCUUCACCAAUCCCUUCAGUUCACUCCUAUUCUAGAAUGCGAAGAAGAAGACCUACAAGAAGAAAGAUACAAAAACAGAGCAACCCCAAGUAGCGACGGUGGUUCUUCCGCCACACCAAACCACCGCCGUAACAACAACCACCAACACACUCUAACACCUCUCCACCACAACGGAAAACCCUCAAACAGAAAACGUCACGACGACAACGACGAAGACGACGGAGGCGCCGUCUCUUGCAACAAGUGUCGACCUCACCACUCUCACCGUGACAAAUUCUCAGUCGUACCUCUCGAAAGCCACAACAACCCUUCCUUCAUCUCCAGCCCCAAUCUAAUAAUCAAAUCCAUCUUCCAAUCCCUCACACGGAGGAGCCCCAAACCUUCCUCCGCCACGGCUUCGCUUCCUCCCCGCUCUUCAUCCUCCUCUGCCGCUGACGCUUCGAGAGAAGAGCAGUGGCGGUUAGCCGUGGCGGAGCUUUCUCAUAAACUGAUCCAAGCCACGAAAAAGAAAGAAGACGCGGUUAUAGAAGCUUCAAGGUUGAAGUCAUCCAUGGCAGAGCUCGAGAAGAAGCUCAACAAGCUCGAGAUUUAUUGCCACAAUCUCAAAUCGGGUCUUGAUGAGUGUAGCAACAAGAAACAGAGUGUUCCGAUUCGUAAAGACGGGUUCAACGACAGGAUCAUUCAGCAGUUCCUCGUCUCUGUAUCGGAAUCUCGAUCUUCCAUCAGAGCUUUGAGCAGAUCUCUCGCCUCGCAGCUACGAACCGUCGGUGGGAAAGUCUACGAGAGACUCUCUCUUCUUCUUCAACCUUUCGAUGUAAAGAUCAACUCUUUCGCGAAGAACCCUAAAAGUCUGAUCUUUUACCUCGAAGCGAUUCUGAGCAGAGCCUUCUUUGAGGAUUUCGAAGCUUCCGGGUUUCAGACUAACGGGUCGACCCGGAUUUUGAACCCGAUUGAUCGUUGUGAAUCCAAUUACGCUUCGUUCAAUGUGUUGAUGGAGCUCACGUGGGAUGAGGUGUUGAGCAGAGGAACGAAGCAUUUCUCCGAGGAGUUUAGCCGAUUCUGUGACCGGAAAAUGAGCGACGUCGUUUCGAUGCUUUGCUGGAACCGAGCUUGGCCUGAACCGCUUUUACAGGCCUUCUUUGGUGCGUCGAAGAGUGUGUGGUUGGUUCAUCUGUUGGCUAAUUCGGUGAACCCGGGUCUGCAAAUCUUCCGCGUGGAGAAAGAUGACCGGUUUGAUCCGAUAUACAUGGAGGAAACUGGUGGGGAAAGGUUUAAGAGUCUGGUUAGAGCAAUGGUUCAGCCUGGUUUUUACGUCUAUGGGAGUGUGGUUAAGUGCAAGGUGGUCUGCAAGCAUUGCGUCAGCGACGAGGAAGAAUUAGUUGAAGACCGUACGGUCAAGGAAUGUAAUAAAAGCGACAAGAGUUUAAUAAGCAUCUGUAGCCCAUUAGGAGGUUAAUUACGUACGUUGAAUAAGGCAGUUAUAAAAUUGGUGGGGUUUAUGUUUUGUCUUGUCUUGUGAGGUUGUAAUUAAAAAAAAAAAAAAUCAAGUGGCUUUUGCAAGUGAAUAGUUUAAAACUGUUUGGUUAAUGACUUCGGUAAGGAUAUAAUUAAGAAUUAACUGGUUUGUGAAGAUUUGUAGUUGUUGUUGUUGUCAAAGUGAUUCAUGAAAAUUGAAAAGA
This is a messenger RNA of Camelina sativa (false flax), 1737 nucleotides long. RefSeq names its product IRK-interacting protein. Lineage: Eukaryota; Viridiplantae; Streptophyta; Magnoliopsida; Brassicales; Brassicaceae. The record is from RefSeq and is a predicted model, not a curated record.